Messenger RNA from Syzygium oleosum, 1200 nucleotides. RefSeq lists its product as uncharacterized. The transcript is spliced from 6 exons. Lineage: Eukaryota; Viridiplantae; Streptophyta; Magnoliopsida; Myrtales; Myrtaceae. The record is from RefSeq and is a predicted model, not a curated record. Gene Ontology annotation, cellular component: histone deacetylase complex. The coding region runs from base 196 to 867 and encodes 223 amino acids. Gene Ontology annotation, biological process: regulation of DNA-templated transcription. Gene Ontology annotation, molecular function: protein binding; transcription coregulator activity.
CUUUCCCACUGAAUUCCUCUCUCUCUCUCUCUCUCUCCUCGCAUUCCGAGUUCGAGCUCAGCAAUGCUCGAUCUCAGUGGCUGACGCUUCUCCUUUCCGCGUUUCGAUUUUUUUCCUUCCUCUGGUUCGGCGUUUGCUCGGAGGAUCGCCGCGAGGGGGAGCGCGCUCUUGCGGCGGCAGCGGCGGCGGCGAAAGAUGAUGGAGGCAAUGGAGAGCUCGAUCAAUGGCGGGUUCUCGCACCUGCAGCAGAGCUACGGCGACAGCAGCGAGGAGGAGCUCUCCGUGCUGCCGCGCCACACCAAGGUCGUCGUCACCGGGAACAACCGCACCAAGUCCGUCCUCGUCGGCCUCCAGGGCGUGGUCAAGAAGGCCGUCGGCCUCGGGGGCUGGCAUUGGCUGGUUCUAACGAAUGGCAUAGAAGUCAAGCUACAGAGGAAUGCCCUCAGCGUGAUUGAAGCUCCUACUGGUAAUGAGGAAGAUGAUGACCUGGACUAUGAGAAUGGGCAUUGGAAUGCAUCGGAUAUGACAUCCGAUGACACUCAAAAGUCCCAUAGAUCCAGGCACCGAGUGCACAGAUCAUCUGGAUCAUACCACAAGACCAUGAGCAGGACUCAUUCUUGUGACUCACAGUCUAAGGGAUCAAUUUCUACCCGUGGGUCCACGAAAGUUGACCUCAGCAAAUUGGAGAUGGCUGCUUUAUGGAGAUAUUGGCGCCACUUCAAUCUCGUGGAUGCUGUACCCAACCCAUCAAAAGAGCAACUCAUUGAUGUUGUUCAAAGACAUUUCAUGUCUCAGGAAAUGGACGAGUUGCAGGUUAUUGUGGGGUUCGUUCAGGCCGCGAAGAAACUGAAGACUGUCUGCAAGUGACUGGGAGAGGAUUUUGCAAGAUCCUAGUCUAACGUAUUCACGCUAACCGAGAGCUAUUUACAGGACUCCUCUUCCCUUUGUGUAGCGAAUUCUGUAAUAUAUAUAUGGUAUCAGUCCGUGGACCGUCUUUCCCUGCCUUGCUUAGUUAUGGACUAUAUCUAAGUUAUAGAGGGUACUUUUUGGUAGUAUAGAGACCGCGAUGUAGAUAUAUGGUGAACAAUAACUAGACAACUUAGAUUUUUUACUGUCUAUGUGUCCGACUAGAACUAUUGCUGGCAAGGGAAGUGGUGGUAUCUUUGGCAAUGUAUAUAUGCGACCUGUAUUAUGUCUUAA